Dictyostelium purpureum is the source of this 2544-nucleotide messenger RNA. Its product is annotated as Ras superfamily GTPase. Lineage: Eukaryota; Evosea; Eumycetozoa; Dictyosteliales; Dictyosteliaceae. The coding region runs from base 1 to 2544 and encodes 847 amino acids. The transcript has 3 exons. The record is from RefSeq and is a predicted model, not a curated record. Gene Ontology annotation, cellular component: nucleus; cytosol. Gene Ontology annotation, molecular function: GTP binding.
AUGGGUAACGAGAAUGGAAGGAUCCUUUCACCCACAGAAGUCAGAACAAUGAAUGGUGAUGUUAAAAUGAAGUUAAAUAAUAAAUCAAUAAAAUACUCAUUAAAAUUUGUUAUUAGAGGUGAAAGAAAUACAGGUAAAUCAUCGUUAUUUAAUAGAUUACAAGGCUUACCAUUUUCAGAUCAAUAUAAACCAACACCUGAAAUCCAAAUAUCCCAUAUAAACUGGGAUUAUAAAAAUACAGAUGAUAUUGUAGAUGUCGAAAUUUGGGAUAUUGUAGAUAUUGCAAGUAACACCAAUAUAUCUAAUCCAACAAAUAAUGCAAGUGGUUCAAAAUUAAAAAUGACAGCCCAAAAAUCAAGUGCAAUAGCAGCAACAACAACAGAAUCAGCAGUAAAAACAGCAGAAAGUGAGUUUGGCGAUGUUGAUGAAUCAUUUUAUGAUGAUGUUGAAACUUUUGAUAUUGAAAAAAAAAUUACUUCAACAAUAAAUUCUCAAGCUUUAAAGAACACUGGCGGUAGUUUUAAGUUUGGUGGUUUGGAUUCAAGAGCUUUAAAUGUUUAUAAAAAUGUAAAUGCAGUUAUCUUUAUGAUGGACCCAUCAAAGAAAUGGACCUACAAAUACAUCGAAAAAGAAAUGGAUAAGGUACCACUAGAUAAAUAUAUUUUAGUAAUUUCAAAUUUUAGGGAUAAAAACCCAAUUGGUAUUGGUGAUGACAUAAAGAAUGUAGUUAGUUGGGCCGAUAUCAACUUAUUAUUAAAUAAAAGAGAAAAGAUUUCCCAUAUUGAGGCAUCAAUGCUAAAUGCUUUUGGUUUACAAAAUAUUGUUAGAUUCUUCAAUAUACCAUUUUUAGAAAUGCAAAGAAUAUCUUUACACCAACAAAUAGAAAGAAAUGAAGCUGAAUUAAUCUCUUCAAAACAAGAAUUAGAAUUGAUGUUAAAAGAAUCCAAUUAUAAUGAUUUUAUUAUUAGAAAACAAAAACAACAACAACAGCAACAACCACAACCACCUUCACCACAACAAAAUCCACAACCAACCCCACAAUCACCUCCAUCAAAUCAACCACAACCACAGCUCCAACAACAACCACAACCAAAACCAGUUCAAUCACCACCAUCACCAGCCCAACAACCAGCCCAAUCACCACCAGUUCAAUCAAGUGGUGGCUUCUUUUCUAGAUUUUUCUCAUCUUCAAGUAAGGAGGAUGCUAUUGUAAAUAAACAACAACCAGCACAACAACCAAUACAACCAAAGCAACCACCACAAAAUUUACCCAAGAUGCCAGAGGUUUUGUCAAGUGUUGAUGAAUUCGUUGCAGGUGGAAAUGAUGACGAUGAUUUUUAUAACGAUAAGCCAUCAAAAUCCUCAAUCAUUAAAAAUUUAAUAAAUAUAGGUGGCAAACAGACACAGGAAGAUAGAUUUGGUGAUUCUGAUGAUGACGAUGAAUCAAACAACCCAUGGGUUUCAAAACAAGAGGAUGAUUUUUAUUCAUCACCAAAGAAAGUAGUUUCUAAACCAACCCAAAUAAAACAAACAAAACCGCAACCACAACCAAUAGUAUCUCCACCAAAAACAAUUACCUCACCAAAACAACCACAACAACAAAAAUCUACCAAUAUGGUAUCACCACCAAAAGUAACUAUUGAACAAACAAAACCAACAGUUUCUCCAGCAUCAAAACAAUCAAGUAAAAAAUCAGCAAUUGAAGAUUUUAAUCCAUUUGGUAACGAUGAAGUUAAGUUUGGGGAAUCAGACGAAGAUGAUUAUAAGCCAGUUACCAAUAAAAAUAAUAAACCAAUUAAAUUUAAUGAUGAAUCAUCUGAUGAUGACUAUAAUCCAUAUGUAGCUAAGGAUGAAUCAGAUGAUGAUAUUCCAGUUUCUAUCACCAUAUCAAAACCUAAAUCACCAUUAUCAAAGCCAAUAACUUCACCUAAAGCAAUCCCAACACAACAAAAAUCAAAUACAAGUUUAUCAACCUCACCAAAACCAAUAGCAGCAUCACCAAAAUCAAUAGCAACCUCCCCAAAAUCUUCACCAAUGGCAAUCUCCCCAAAAAUAGCUCUUUCAGUAUCACCAAAUAUGGGAACUAAAAAGUCAGCAAUUGAAGAUUUUAAUCCAUUUGGUAAUGACGAAGUUAAAUUUAAUGAUUCAGAGGAUGAUGACUAUAAACCAGUUGCCUCAAGUCCAAAACCAAUAAUUUCAUCUUCACCAAAACCAAAAUCAAACCCCAUUUUAUCAAAAUCACCACCAACAACCAUUUCACCAAAAUCAUCACCAAAAACUGUAUCGCCAAAAAAUAGUUCACCCAAAUCAUCAACACCCAAAACCCAACCAAAACCAGUUAAAUUUAAUGAUAGUGAUGAUGAACACGAUAGUAAUCCAUUUGUAACAAAAAAUCAAGAUGAAGAUAGCGAUAGCGAAAAUGACUCUGCUAAAUUUAAUAGUAACUUCAAACCACCAUCAAAACCAAUUAAAUUCAACGAUGAUGAAGAUGAUGGUCCAAAUCCUUUAGUAGCCAAAGAUGAUGACUAUGAAGAUUUCUUUUAA